GAUGAAGCAGAUGUUGAAAACAAAACAAGGAAAACGCGCGGAAAGUAAUACAAAUUGAGCAUCUUCCACGAAUGUUUGAGCACAUUUCUCGUUGGAACAGAGAGUAGAAUAAAUUAUAUUAAACUUUAAACAAAUAAGUUGUAAUGCUUUGUAGCAAAAUGUCAUUAGAUAAAUCACCUUUAAGAAAAAGUACAGGAGACUGCAGCCAUAAUACAUCGGGAUCCUCAUUUCGCGAUUCCUGGGCAGAAGAGAUGCGUGAAGAAGACAAUCCUGGUCAACACCAAACGUCCAACAACAGAAAACAUGUCAACGAAGAUACUACGAAUUCCAAACAUUCUGGAUCUGCGGAACGCGAAAUAGCGCUGGAAUUCAUUGAUGGUGCAAAUGAAGAAAAGUUUGAACGCCUAGUGAAGGAGGAUAAAAUCAAGACACCUUUCAAACGACGCUAUUCACAAACACCCAGCAACGAUAGUCGCUCAGACAGUCCCAAUAGUGAUAAUAGUGGCGGUGGUGAUUCAGACAAUUUUAAGCGUGCAACUCAUCAAACCAAAAGUCAACAUGACAUACAGAAACGUUUACGUUACAAUAGUUAUGGUUCGAGCACCUCUUCUAAUCGGGAAAAACAAGUGGAAGAUGAUCCAGUUAUAUUAGCGCGUCGUCAGAAACAAAUUGAAUAUGGCAAAAAUACUGUGGCCUACGAACGUUACAUCGAGAUGGUGCCAAUACGCAAGCGCACACGCACACAUCCGCGCACACCGAAUAAGUAUGGGAAAUACAGUCGCCGCACUUUCGAUGGACUGAUAAAAGUGUGGCGCAAACAAUUGCAUUAUUAUGAUCCAGAACCGGCGGCUGCGACUGCUGGUGGCGCUGACGACGACGAUGAUGAUUCCGAUUAGUUACGCUUCGUGCUUACAAUUGUCACUAUUAUUACAAAAUAGUCUUCUGCGUGUUUUCAUGUUUAUUUUUUGCUGAUUUCUGCUUGUUGUAAAUGCUCAAUUUCUGUUUUGUAUUAGUAUAUAACGCGUACUAUAUUGUUAAGUUCUAAGCUAUAUUUAUACUCUUACUUAAAUAAUAUGCUGAAAGUAAUGAAUGUGUACAAAAAUGAAAGUUAUGUGAAAAAGUUUAUGGAUAAACGUGAAUUUCUAAUGUAAGUAAAAUCGAUUUAAUUUAUGCACAAUGUAGUUAUAUACUUUUGCAUACUAAACAUUUCACGUUGAUCAGUGGCGUUCGCUGAAACUUUUUUAUAAUAAAAAUUACCCGUAAUUGGUUCAUAUAAUACAUAUGCAAAAAUAAUUAACCAAAUAAAACAUUACAAUAGCAAAGUAAA
This is a messenger RNA of Zeugodacus cucurbitae (melon fly), 1327 nucleotides long. RefSeq names its product histone RNA hairpin-binding protein (gene Slbp). The record is from RefSeq and is a predicted model, not a curated record. Gene Ontology annotation, biological process: mRNA 3'-end processing by stem-loop binding and cleavage; mRNA transport. Bases 144 to 896 code for a protein of 250 amino acids. Gene Ontology annotation, molecular function: mRNA binding; histone pre-mRNA stem-loop binding. Gene Ontology annotation, cellular component: cytoplasm; histone pre-mRNA 3'end processing complex. The transcript has 2 exons. NCBI's taxonomy places the organism in Eukaryota, Metazoa, Arthropoda, Insecta, Diptera, Tephritidae.